Messenger RNA from Phaedon cochleariae (mustard beetle), 5199 nucleotides. NCBI's taxonomy places the organism in Eukaryota, Metazoa, Arthropoda, Insecta, Coleoptera, Chrysomelidae. The record is from the annotation of a GenBank genome assembly.
AUGGGGAAUUUUUGGCUGUUCGGUGUUUUGUUAUUAUUUUCGGUUUGUUAUGGACAGCAGACGCCCACCGUAGGCCAUAAAGGAACGAGGUGUUAUGAUAAUUUCAACAGACCGCAGAGAUGCAUCCCGGAAUUCGAGAACGCAGCUUUCGGCGUCCUCAUGGAGGCCACGAACACGUGCGGCGAGAACGGUGACACCGAGUACUGCGUCCAGACCGGCUUCACAGGCAUCCGCAAGAGCUGCGAGGUCUGCUUUCCGGGCCAGCACGACGCCACCUACCUCACGGACUUCAUCCAUCCCGACAAUCCGACGUGGUGGCAGUCGGAGACCAUGUUCGAGGGCAUCCAGUGGCCCAACCAAGUCAAUUUGACGCUGAAAUUUGACAAAGCAUUCGAUAUUACGUACGUUCGUCUCAUAUUCUAUUCUCCGAGGCCAGAAAGUUUCUUCAUUUCUAAAAAAACAACAAAGGAUGGACCAUGGAUUCCAUAUCAGUAUUACAGUGCUACCUGUCGAGACACCUACGGUCUACCUGACAUGACCCACACUAGAAGAGGUGAAGAAACUAGAGCCCUUUGUACCUCCGAAUACUCAGAUAUUUCACCUCUGAAAGACGGCAACGUGGCCUUCGGUACCCUUGAAGGACGGCCUUCAGCUUAUAAUUUCGAUACCAGCCCUGAUCUGCAGGAAUGGGUGACCGCCACCGAGCUAAUGGUGACCCUCGACCGCCUCAACACCUUCGGGGACGAGGUCUUCGGCGACGAGCAAGUCCUCAAGUCCUACUUCUACGCCGUGGCCGACGUGGCGGUAGGCGCGCGGUGUAAGUGCAACGGCCACGCGUCCGAGUGCGUGGCCUCGACGGCGGCCGACGGCGCCAAGCGACGCGUGUGCAAGUGCGAGCACAACACGGCGGGGGCGGAUUGCGGCGAAUGUUUGCCUUUUUACAAUGACGCGCCCUGGGGCAGGGCCACCGCGCAGAACUCGCACGAAUGUAAACAAUGUAACUGCAACGGCCACUCAAACCGCUGCUUUUUCGACCAAAAACUGUACGAGAUGACCGGUCACGGCGGUCACUGCUUGGACUGCACAGCCAACCGAGAUGGCCCGAACUGCGAAAGAUGUCGCGAACACUACCGCAUGCGAGAUGACGGUUUCUGCGUGCCCUGCGAUUGUGAUCCGGUCGGCUCUAGGAGUCUUCAGUGCAACGCAGAAGGAAAGUGCCAAUGCAAACCUGGAGUAACUGGAGAUACAUGCGACAGGUGUGACGAGAAUUUCUACGAUUUUUCUGCGACCGGAUGCAAAACGUGCGGCUGCCACUCUGCCGGGUCCAUCAACAACGAGCCGAGCUGUUCUCCCCACACAGGAGUCUGCGCCUGCAAGGAGAACGUCGAGGGCAAGCAAUGCAGCGAGUGCAAGCCCGGUUUCUUCAACCUGGAUAAAGAGAACCACUUCGGUUGCACCCCUUGCUUCUGUUACGGACACUCCGCCGAGUGUACAUCGGCCCCACAGUACUCGAAGUACCUCUUGGAGUCAUCGUUCUUCAAGAGCGCGGAAAGGUGGUCUGCAGUCGAUGAAUACGAGAGGAAGAUUGACACUAAGUAUGACGCGCUCACUCAGAGUAUAGGAGUGCAAGCUGUUGGAGACGAGGCGAUCUAUUUUGUGGCUCCAGAGCGAUUUUUGGGCGACCAGAGAGCUUCAUAUAAUCAGCUCUUGGAGUUUUCUUUAAAGAUUGGGGAUAAUAGACCGGUGCCGACUGCUGCCGACAUCAUCUUGGAAGGAAAUGGCAUGUCUGUCACGAAUACGAUAUUUGCUCAAAAGAACAAGAUUCCAGCUCUGCAGAUACAGAAAUACCGAUUCAGGCUUCACGAACAUCCUGACUACGGUUGGCAGCCAAGACUAUCACCGAGGGCUUUCAUAUCCGUUCUCACCAAUCUCACAUCUAUCAAGAUCAAGGGAACAUACACCCCACAAGGUGUUGGUUUUCUCGACGAAGUUAAAUUAGAAACAGCUGCUAGAGGAGCUGCUGGAGAAUCAGCUUUGUGGGUCGAAGUUUGUAGCUGUCCUUCAGGUUAUGUAGGCCAGUUUUGUGAAUCCUGCGCUCCCACAUUCAGACACACACCAUCUUCUGGAGCACUCGAGAGCAGACCCUUUAUGACGUGUAUACCAUGUGACUGUAACAACCACGCAAACAUUUGCGACUCAGAAACAGGGAGAUGUAUCUGUAAUGAUCACACUACCGGAGAGAAUUGUGAGCUUUGCGCGAGAGGAUUUUAUGGAAAUGCAUUGGGAGGGACUCCCGAAGACUGCCAGCCCUGUGGAUGUCCAGAAGGUGGUGCAUGUAUCCAGAUUGAUGAAGAGAUCACCAUGUGUACCGAAUGUCCGACAGGAUAUACGGGUCACAAAUGCGACGUGUGCUCAGAUGGCUAUUACGGAGACCCUACCGGAAGAUAUGGUCCGGCUAGGUCGUGCAGAGAAUGCGAAUGCAACAACAACAUCGAUCUGAAUGCCAUAGGAAACUGCAACACUACUAGUGGAGAGUGUCUGAGAUGUAUUCAUAAUACUGGUGGCGAUAGGUGUGAAGUUUGUCUAUCAGGAUUCUACGGAAACGCCGUGGUGCUACCCAAAGGUGAUUGCAAGCCUUGCACGUGCUACCCAAUUGGUACUGAGGAAGAACCCUCAGGCGAACCGACUUGUGAUCAGAGCACAGGCACGUGCAACUGCAAACAGCACGUGGUCGGCAACAACUGCGACCGCUGCGAAGAUGGUUUCUACAACUUGCUGAGCGGCCAAGGAUGCCAGUCUUGCAACUGCGACCCCAUCGGUUCCUUCAAUCAAACCUGCGACCUUCUCAAUGGUCAGUGCUACUGUAGACCUGGAGUCACAGGGCUGAGGUGUGAUCACUGCGAGGCAAGAAAAUACGGAUUUUCCAUCGAUGGUUGCAAGGACUGCGACUGCGACGCAAUCGGUUCCAGAGACCUACAGUGUGAUCCUACAGGCCAGUGCCCCUGUCUCGAAAAUGUCGAAGGUCGUAAGUGCAAUAGGUGCAAAGAAAACAAAUAUGACAGGCAGAGAGGUUGUGUUGACUGUCCCGACUGUUACAAUUUGGUUCAAGACGCAUACAGAGGUCACAGCAAUAAAUUGGACAGAUUAGGAGAUAUUCUCGAUGAGAUAGAGAGACGGCCCACUGUAAUUGCUGACGACGAAUUCCCAAAAGAACUAGAGAAACUCAAGAGAAAUAUCAGUGAUUUCCACGAAAUAGUGAAAAAUGCAACCGGUGAUACUAGUGUAUUCCAAAAGGUACAUGAUAUCCGCGAGAGAGAAAAGGAUAUCACCAGAACCCUAUCAGAAAUAGAUGAGAAUAUUUAUUUGAUUGGGGACAAGAGUCAUGUUACCGAAAUGAAUCUUGACCAUAUUGAUGCGAAUUUGGAAGAAGCGGAGGUAAGGCUUGCUGAUACAGUCGUAGCUUUCGAUACACAGGCAAAGGAAGCUCUAGAAAACGCUAUGGAAAGUUCCCAAAAAGCCGGACAACAAUCCGAAAAAAUGACUAAGAUCGCGCAAGAAUCCAGAGAAUUGGCUGACGAAUUGGAAGAAAGAGCUGAUGUCAUUGAAAGUAAAGCUCUGGAUGCUAAAAAUAAAUCAAUAGAAGCUUACCAAAUCGCCAAGAAUGCAAGUCUGGGACAGAGUGAAGUAGAAGAGAGAGCGAGAAAAAUGCGACAUGAGGUAACUGACGCCGAAAAUAAAUUGAACAGAACCAGCACUUGGAUAAAAGAAGUUGCUAACAUGUCUGCAACAUCCAAAGCCGAUGCUCUGAAUUUGCUCAACGCAGUCAAAAAUUUGCAAAUUCCGCAAAUUGACAUUCCCGAACUGAAGACAAGAUCAGAAUCCCUACGUGACGAAGCUUAUAGGCUCGGAAAUGAAACUAUAGCAUUAUACAAGGACAGUGAGAACUUGAGAAAAGCAGUGGAAGAAAAAAAUAGCGUUGGAAAGGUUCUGCUAGAAAAAGCAUAUGAUCAGCAAUACGAGACUGAUGAACUGCUGAAUGAAAUUCACGCUACUAAAGAAACAACCGAUAACUCCAUCAAUCGAUGGAAUAAGAUAUUGAAUGAAACUGAAAGCAUAUACAAGGAUUUGAAAGAUUUCGACACGGAAACACAAAAAAGCAAGGACGAAGCGAACGAAGCGCUCAAAACAAUCAGUGAUAUCGAAAACAUUCUGAUGAAUACAUUAGGGAAGAUAAACACAGCGCAGCAAUCGCUGAGGGAAGCCACAAAUAACGCCGCAUCUGCUUUAGAAAAAGCUUUGCAAGCUGAUGAUUUGGCGAAAAAUGCGUCCAGUACCGCUGGAGGAGCUAAAGAAGAAGCAGGAGUUUUGCUGAGGAACGCAACUCUUCUGAACGAGAACGCUGAACUGCUGAAGGAAAGAGUCCAAGAUAGCGAGGACAAGCUUCAAACAUUUUAUUCUUACACCAGAACGAAUGAGUCUCUUAUCAACGAGGCAAAGGAAAAGGUUGGAAAGGCCGGUAAAGAUACGGACGAAACGUCAAAAAAAGUCAUAGAACUUCUCUCCAGCGUUGAGAAGAUCAUAAACGAAUUGCAAAAUUCCCCAGACAUCGACGAUAGUGAGUUGACUAGGCUGGAGAAUGCACUCGCAUUGGCCGAAGAGCAGCUGCUAGAUAGCAAACUAGAAGAAAAGCUGGCACAUCUGCAGAUGGAACAUUCCGCUCAAGCGAAUUUGAUCGAGCAGUACAAGCAUGACAUCGGUGCUUUGAAGGAUGACGUGCAAAAUAUUGAGGAGAUAGUUCAGUCUCUUCCCGAAGGAUGCUUCAGGAGAGUCGAACUCGAGCCAUGAGUUUGAUAGAUACUUGCCACAUUUUAUACCAAAGAGGGAAACUCAUUGUUCCAUAGUUCUGAAGACCACCUGAAAGCUAUACAUGUGUUUGACAUAAUGUAUUUGAAUUCAUUGAGAGAAAUUCCAUGAGGUUCUCACCAAUGAAUGUCCACUUAUGUACUUAUCCAAUCUAUAUUUUGGAGCUACAUUGUUCAAAAAGCGUGCUAAUUUGGGUGAUUCAGAGUAUUGAAAACUAUAUAUACUUUAUCGAUAUUGUGCUUGUAAAUAUUGGCUGGAUGUUUUUUUAACCUUAGGAAUGUUUCUGAUUCAGUACUUAUUUUCAAUUGAACUCUAAUAGAUUUCCUACAUUUCUAA